AUUGCAAUAUACUUCUAUAUAUCUUUGAGUUAUUAUAGUCUCUUAUCAAACACAGCAAACACAGAAGCAAAAGAUAGAGAAAGUGCAACAUAAAGCUAGAAGAAAUAACAAUGGAUCAGGUGUACAUGAAAGGAGGCCAUGGAGAAGAAAGUUAUGCAAAUAACUCAUUGGUUCAGGGAGAUGUGAUUUCUUCUACAAAGCUCAUAAGAGAGGAAGCUAUAACUAGUCUAUAUUCCAACACAUUUCCUAGUAGUCUUGCAAUUGCAGAUAUGGGUUGUUCUUCUGGCCCAAACACUUUAUCAGUGGUCACAGAAAUUAUCAAGGUUGUGGAAAUGCUUUGUAAAAAACUGAAUCAUUCGUCUCCCGAAUACAAAAUAUAUUUGAAUGACCUCGCAGGAAAUGACUUCAACAGUGUCUUUAAGUCACUUGACAACUUCAAAGAGAAGAUAUCUGAUGAAAUCAAAACUGAAAUAGGCAAUUGCUAUUUCUUUGGAGUACCCGGUUCUUUCUAUGGUAGAGUUUUUCCUGAUCGAAGUCUGCAUUUUGUCCACUCCUCUUAUAGUCUUCACUGGUUAUCAAAGGUUCCGGAGGGUUUAAAUAAUAAAGGUGCCAUUAACAUCCAAAGCAAUAGUCCUUCGAAUGUUAUCAAAGCUUACUAUGAGCAAUUUCAAAGAGACUUCUCAUUUUUCAUCAAGUGUCGUGCGGAGGAAAUAGUUGAAGAGGGUGGCAUGGUUCUAACUUUUUUGGGAAGAAAAGGCGAUGAUGCAAGAAGCAAGGAUUGUUGCUUCAUUUCUGAGCUUUUUGCCACUGUUCUUAAUGACAUGGUUUUAGAGGGAAUUAUAGAUGAAGAUCAAUUGACUACUUUCAACAAUCCUAAUUAUUACCCGUCUCCUCAUGAAGUGAAAUUAGAAGUUCUCAAUGAAGGAUCGUUUGACAUCAAUCACUUGGAGGUGUCAGAUAUAGAUGUAAAUGCUUCUAAUGAUCAUAGUGCAUAUAAAUUUACACAAUCCAUGAGGGCCGUGUUUGAGCCUGUGCUAGUUAGCCAUUUUGGCGAAGCUAUCAUUGAAGAUGCUUUUAACCGCUAUCAAGAAAAAGUCACAGAUAUAAUGGCCAAGGAAAUAAUAAAGACGACUUAUUUUACCUUGUCAUUGACUAGGAAAUCAUAACAAGGAUGAAGUUCGGUUUACCUGUUUGUGAUUUUCUCAGCAACAAAACAUAUUGCAGAGCCUUUGUUUUGAUUUGUUAAUGCAAGCAAAGAAUAAGAAUUAUAGGACUAUUUAUUGUUGUAUUGCUUUCGGAAAUGAGUAAUAAAAUUAAUUAUACAAACAUUGUAAUAUUUGUUCUUGAUAAGUAUAGUCCUUUACCUGGCCAAACAUUAACUUUACUUAUAA
This is a messenger RNA of Vicia villosa (hairy vetch), 1391 nucleotides long. Its product is annotated as S-adenosyl-L-methionine:benzoic acid/salicylic acid carboxyl methyltransferase 3-like. Gene Ontology annotation, molecular function: S-adenosylmethionine-dependent methyltransferase activity. The record is from RefSeq and is a predicted model, not a curated record. Gene Ontology annotation, biological process: methylation. Bases 111 to 1166 code for a protein of 351 amino acids. Lineage: Eukaryota; Viridiplantae; Streptophyta; Magnoliopsida; Fabales; Fabaceae. The transcript has 4 exons.